AUGAGCGGAGCCCUCGCUGGCCUGGCUCAGUACAUCGAUUCAGACUCGGACGCGGACGAUGCGUCGAAUGCCGCAGCACACCUGCCCACCACCACCACUAGCUCGAAAGCCAAUGUGGAUGCAUCCGACCCCGACAGGCUGAAGCUGACCACUGCUCCGACUCGACCAAAGAGGAAGCUGCCUCCGCUCGAGCAAGAUUCAGAGCAGCAGCAAUAUGACGGUGACGCACCAUCGGAUCGCAAUUCGGCGAGGAUCGUUCGCGGAGAGUGGCUCUGCUUCUGCUAUGUCGAGGUCCUCAUCGAUGCAUCGUUGAACAGCUGCAUCGAUCGCUGCCACCGACAUUUGCAAGAGCAGCUUGGAUCAGACUAUUCCGUGAUCGAUCUACGAAAUAGCGACGGCUCCAUACCUGAUGAUGCAGAAGAAUUUGCUAAGCUCUCAAUGGCCAGGACUUCGUCUCCGCCCUCGACGACGCAGCGACUGCACGUCUCCCUGACUCGUCCGUUCACUGUUCGAAGCUACGAACGCGACGACUACAUCAAAACCGCCCUCGCACAAGCGCACAAGCUGCGCACCACCAUCGCAAGCUUCCCCUUCACCUUCUCCCGCAUCGCUCACCUUUCCAACGACGACGCUUCGCGGCACUAUCUCGUUCUCGAGGUUUCAUUUGGACGUGAAAAAUUCCACCAGCUUUCGAUGGGUCUGAGCACCGAGCUGCGCAGAGCGUUUCGUGCCAAAUCCUACUACAACCAGGCCCGCUUCCACGUCAGCACUUCCUGCGUCCCAUCUGUUUCGACAGAUUCCAAGGAGAAGGAAGAGGAGUCGCUGGAAGACCGAUUCGGCACCAUCGCGGAUGAAAUCGAAGCAAAGUGCGGUGACCAACUGCGAAAAUGUCCACCACUCUGGGCCAGUCGCAUCGGCAUACAGGUCGGAAACAGAGUCACCUAUGUAGACCUUUGA
Molecule: messenger RNA, 957 nt
Organism: Pseudozyma hubeiensis SY62
Lineage: Eukaryota; Fungi; Basidiomycota; Ustilaginomycetes; Ustilaginales; Ustilaginaceae
Exons: 1
Coding region: 1-957 (318 amino acids)
Biological process (GO): U6 snRNA 3'-end processing
Cellular component (GO): nucleus
Molecular function (GO): 3'-5'-RNA exonuclease activity
Source: RefSeq, a predicted model, not a curated record